Molecule: messenger RNA, 1287 nt
Organism: Armigeres subalbatus
Lineage: Eukaryota; Metazoa; Arthropoda; Insecta; Diptera; Culicidae
Product: E3 ubiquitin-protein ligase TRAIP-like
Exons: 1
Coding region: 109-1266 (385 amino acids)
Biological process (GO): replication fork processing; protein ubiquitination
Cellular component (GO): site of DNA damage; nucleus
Molecular function (GO): ubiquitin protein ligase activity
Source: RefSeq, a predicted model, not a curated record
CGAUCCUACGAUUUUUAAAUAAUUUUGUACAGAAAAUAAUUACCUAGUAAGUUCUUCCAAAAAAUAAAAUUUUUAUUGUGAUUUUAUCAAUGUGAUUGGAGUGGCAAUAUGAACUUCUCGUGCACUAUUUGUACGGAUAUUUUUGUAUCAUCCGUUGAUGUCCAUGUUACGCCCUGUGGCCAUGCGUUCCAUUACGCUUGCAUUCUUCAGUGGCUGGAGCGAUCCAAAUCAUGUCCGGAAUGUCGCAACAAAUGUAUUGCGAAGGAUUUGACCAAGCUCUACUUGAACGAUGUCACAAAUGGAGACAAUCGUGACAAUGUUACGUUGAGGUUGCAAAAUCUGGACAAUAUGAAAUUAUCGUUAAGAGAAAAGGACAUAAAAAUAAAACGUUUGAUGAAGGCAGAAGAAUCACACAAGGGUGAGCGCAACAAGCUGAGGAAAAAAAUAGCAUCGCUACAGGGAACGAUCGAAGGCCUGGAUUGCGUGAUCUCUACGUUGCGUAGCGAAGUCUGGAGGCUCCGAGGCGAACAGAGUGAAUACGAGAAGGCAAAAGAGGAAUUAGAGAAAAUGGAAAAAAAGAUGCGGCUUGUGAGGACCAUCGAAUUUGCUAUCGAUUCUUCCAGCGAGGAGACCGAGGCAUUGGUGGCAAGCAACAGCAAUCGUCAUACGCUGGCCGUGUUGGCGACUUCGCUGAAGCGGGAACUGCAAGCCAGCGAAUUUAAGAGGGAGGAGCUUCGAAAUCAGGUCAAAUCAUGCCAGAACGAUUUAAAUAAGGAAAGGAAGAAAUAUAGGGAAAUGGAAGACAAGCUGUCCACGGCAGAUAGUGAAAUCCAUGAUCUGCGAAAUAGAUUGGACAAAACAUCCAAGAAACCUGACGACAGCGAUGAUAAUUCGGAUGCGAAUAUAGAUGAUGAAGUGCGCAAAAUUCUAGAGUCGGAUUCACCAUUCUUGCCGAUUAAAUCAUGCGCAUUUGGACUGCAUCCGAAUUUUUUACGGAACUACUAUGCAAAAAAAUCCGGUGAACCUGAAUCAAGCGUCAAACGAUCACUGAUGAAUGCAUUCGGAGAUCCAAGUGGUAAGUGGUUCAAUGGUCCUGCAUUAAAAGACCGGCGGCCAUCGGAAAAUGAGCCCAAUCCAUCCGGAUCAUGGAAACCGUUGGGAAAGGAAAAUCUCCCUUUUUCUGGCAGGAUUGUUACGAUAAGCCGCAAAGGAGGAAGUGAUCGGAAAAUGUUUGAUAUGGAACAUUUGAUGUUACCGGACGUUUAGAUUGUUAUGGCGAUAAAUUCA